Erigeron canadensis is the source of this 486-nucleotide messenger RNA. RefSeq lists its product as uncharacterized. The coding region runs from base 1 to 486 and encodes 161 amino acids. NCBI's taxonomy places the organism in Eukaryota, Viridiplantae, Streptophyta, Magnoliopsida, Asterales, Asteraceae. The record is from RefSeq and is a predicted model, not a curated record. The transcript has a single exon.
AUGGGCAUAUGUACAUCAUGUUACUCCGGUUCCACCGCCACCAGCACGACCACCGUUACCCCCGCCACCGUUAAACUCAUCCUAUUAGACGGCCGACUUAGAGAAUUCGCAUAUCCAGUUAAAGUAUUCAUGGUGGUACAAACAUUAAAUUCUUUCAUAUGUAACGCGGAUAAUAUGGAUUUUAACGAUUAUGUUACAGCCAUGCAAGAAGAUGACGUGUUACAUCCUGGUCAACUUUAUUUUGAGUUACCGUUAAGUUGGUCAAAUAAGCGUUUGCCUGCUGAAGAUAUGGCUUCUUUGGCAGUAAAAGCUGGUGCGGCGCUUAAGGCGGUUAAUGGUAGUGGUGGGAAAGUCGGGUGUGGUUGCUGGGCUAAACGGGUUGACCCGGUGGUGUUUUACGAUGGUGAGAGUGGUGGAAGUCGUAGAGGAAGUGGUGGUGGUGAUAAAGGGCGGUUGUUGACAAGGCUUGAGAGGAUAGUUGAGUGA